Molecule: messenger RNA, 543 nt
Organism: Mycena citricolor
Lineage: Eukaryota; Fungi; Basidiomycota; Agaricomycetes; Agaricales; Mycenaceae
Source: the annotation of a GenBank genome assembly
AUGGAUACAACUACGCCAGACGUUUCAAGGACAUUUGUCGCGUACAUCGCGUCGCUUGAGCUGAUGAAGGUGGUUACGAUCUUGUAUCUCUCCCCUACAACAGAUUCGAGUCGGGCGUUGAUACUCGUCCCACCGCAAAAGGCCCAGUCCGCCCAAUUGGGCAUGUAUCACACGAAGGAAUACUUGGACUUUAUCCUCAACGAGGCCAAUGCCAACAGCUCGGACGACGUGACGAAGGCGGAAUUCGGCUUGGAAGAUGAUUGCCCUCCGUUCGACGGGAUGAGCGAGUACGUACGUCUCGUGGCGGGCGCGACGCUCACGGCUGUCAAGACGCUUCGCCAGCCUCGAUGCGAUGUAGCCAUCUGCUGGGAUGGAGGACGACAUCAUGCCCAGAAGGAACGCGCCGCGGGAUUCUGCUACAUCGCAGACUGCACGCUCGCUCUGAUGGAAUUACGCCGCUGGAUUGUGACCGAUGAAGGAAAGUCGCGCAAAUCACGAACGAUGUACCUCGAUUUGGAUCUGCACUUCUCGGAUGCGGUGUAG